This is a messenger RNA of Pistacia vera, 4187 nucleotides long. RefSeq names its product protein INVOLVED IN DE NOVO 2-like. The coding region runs from base 286 to 3936 and encodes 1216 amino acids. Lineage: Eukaryota; Viridiplantae; Streptophyta; Magnoliopsida; Sapindales; Anacardiaceae. The record is from RefSeq and is a predicted model, not a curated record. The transcript is spliced from 13 exons. Gene Ontology annotation, biological process: gene silencing by siRNA-directed DNA methylation.
GUCUAACUAUACGCGCAGUACUCGCGUGGACAACCAUAGCUAUCACAGUUUCAACACGACUCAACGCACUCAAAUCCAAACACAGUUCAUUGACCCCUUACUGCUCCCCUGAUUUCACAUACUUCACAGUAUCAAACCCUAACUCAUCAGCCAUCUCCACCAUUUAUCCUCACUAUCACCAUACCUAACAUUUCUCUCAAAUCAGAGCUCACUGCUUCACAAUCACACUCUCAAUUCAGAGCCGGAGACUUUAUAGCAUUUCUGGUACUAUUUGAGAAAUUUAUAAUGGGAAGUUCGAUGGAUCACAGCUCAGAAGAGGAUUCAGAUAUAAGUGAAUCCGAAAUGGUUGAGUACAAAGAUAAAUCUUAUGAAAAACUGAAGAGUGGAAAUUGCAAUGUGAAAAUCUCAGAGGAAAAUUUUAUUUGCCCUUACUGCCCCAAGAAAAGAAAGAGAGAUUUCCUUUAUAAGGAUCUUCUACAACAUGCUUCUGGGGUGGGCAAAAGUACUUCAGACAAAAGAAGUGUAAAAGAAAGGGCAAACCACCUAGCUUUGGCAAAAUACUUAGAGAAAGAUCUAGAGAAUGAAGGAAGUUCAUCAAAACGUGCGAAGGAAGAUGACCCUCCGAUUAGUUGUAAUCAUGAUGAAAAGUUUGUCUGGCCUUGGGUAGGCGUCGUGGUUAAUAUUCCGACUAGAAGGGUAGAUAAUGGGCGGUUUGUCGGAGCAAGUGGAUCCAAGUAUAGAGAUGAGCUGAUAAAGAGAGGGUUUAACCCUACAAGAGUCCAUCCUCUGUGGAAUUACCGAGGUCAUUCAGGAACUGCUAUUGUGGAAUUUAAAAAAGAUUGGCCUGGUCUACAUAAUGCUAUGUCGUUCGAGAUAGCUUAUGAGGCAGAUCAUCAUGGGAAAAAGGAUUGGUAUGCUAGUAAUCAGGAAAAAUCUGGCAUUUAUGCUUGGGUUGCCCGUUCUGAUGACUACAAUUUAAACAAUAUUGUUGGGGAGCACCUGCGCAAAGUUGGAGACCUUAAAACCAUUUCUGAAAUGAUGGAGGAAGAAGCUCGAAAGCAGGAUCAACUCGUAUCUAAUCUUACAAACAUGAUUGAGGAAAAAAACAAGCACUUGCAAGAGAUGGAGCAAAGAUGCACUGAGACUUCAAACUCUGUUGAGAAGUUAAUGGUGGAGAAAGAUAAGCUUCUUCAAGCAUAUAAUGAAGAGAUAAAGAAAAUACAACUGAGUGCACGAGAUCACUUUCAGAGGAUUUUUAGUGACCAUGAAAAACUGAAGUUGCAAGUAGAGUCUCAUAAAAAAGAGCUCGAGUUGCGUGGGGUAGAAUUGGAAAAGCGUGAGGCACAAAAUGAAAGUGAUACAAAAGCUCUUGCUGAAGAGAUUGCAAAGAAUGCCAUGAGAAAUAGUUCGCUUCAAUUGGCCGCAUUGGAGCAACAGAAAGCUGAUGAAAAAGUUAUGAAGCUGGCCGAAGAUCAGAAGAGGCAGAAGGAGGAACUUCAUAAUAGGAUAAUUCAAUUGGAGAAACAACUGGAUGCUAAACAAGCACUAGAAUUGGAAAUUGAACGAAUGAGAGGAACGUUAAAUGUGAUGAAGCACAUGGAAGGUGAUGAAGAUUGUGAAGUUCUACAAAAUAUGGACACAUUGAUUAAAGAUAUGAGGGAAAAGGAAGGGGAACUUGAAGAUUUAGAAGCAUUGAACCAAACACUAAUCAUUCGAGAGCGUAAAAGCAAUGAUGAGCUGCAGGAUGCUCGUAAGGAAUUAAUUAGUUUCUUGAAAGAGAUACCAGCCCGUGCUGAUAUUGGUGUUAAAAGAAUGGGAGAACUUGACAAUAGACCAUUUCUUGAAGCUAUGAAGAGAAAGUAUAAUGAUGAAGAAGCAGAGGACAGAGCUUCGGAACUUUGUUCACUAUGGGAGGAAUUUCUUAAGGAUCCGGACUGGCAUCCUUUCAGGGUUGUUACAGUUGGAGAGAAACAUCAGUUUCAGGUACUAUUUGAGAAAUUUAUAAUGGGAAGUUCGAUGGAUCACAGCUCAGAAGAGGAUUCAGAUAUAAGUGAAUCCGAAAUGGUUGAGUACAAAGAUAAAUCUUAUGAAAAACUGAAGAGUGGAAAUUGCAAUGUGAAAAUCUCAGAGGAAAAUUUUAUUUGCCCUUACUGCCCCAAGAAAAGAAAGAGAGAUUUCCUUUAUAAGGAUCUUCUACAACAUGCUUCUGGGGUGGGCAAAAGUACUUCAGACAAAAGAAGUGUAAAAGAAAGGGCAAACCACCUAGCUUUGGCAAAAUACUUAGAGAAAGAUCUAGAGAAUGAAGGAAGUUCAUCAAAACGUGCGAAGGAAGAUGACCCUCCGAUUAGUUGUAAUCAUGAUGAAAAGUUUGUCUGGCCUUGGGUAGGCGUCGUGGUUAAUAUUCCGACUAGAAGGGUAGAUAAUGGGCGGUUUGUCGGAGCAAGUGGAUCCAAGUAUAGAGAUGAGCUGAUAAAGAGAGGGUUUAACCCUACAAGAGUCCAUCCUCUGUGGAAUUACCGAGGUCAUUCAGGAACUGCUAUUGUGGAAUUUAAAAAAGAUUGGCCUGGUCUACAUAAUGCUAUGUCGUUCGAGAUAGCUUAUGAGGCAGAUCAUCAUGGGAAAAAGGAUUGGUAUGCUAGUAAUCAGGAAAAAUCUGGCAUUUAUGCUUGGGUUGCCCGUUCUGAUGACUACAAUUUAAACAAUAUUGUUGGGGAGCACCUACGCAAAGUUGGAGACCUUAAAACCAUUUCUGAAAUGAUGGAGGAAGAAGCUCGAAAGCAGGAUCAUCUCGUAUCUAAUCUUACAAACAUGAUUGAGGAAAAAAACAAGCACUUGCAAGAGAUGGAGCAAAGAUGCACUGAGACUUCAAACUCUGUUGAGAAGUUAAUGGUGGAGAAAGAUAAGCUUCUUCAAGCAUAUAAUGAAGAGAUAAAGAAAAUACAACUGAGUGCACGAGAUCACUUUCAGAGGAUUUUUAGUGACCAUGAAAAACUGAAGUUGCAAGUAGAGUCUCAUAAAAAAGAGCUCGAGUUGCGUGGGGUAGAAUUGGAAAAGCGUGAGGCACAAAAUGAAAGUGAUACAAAAGCUCUUGCUGAAGAGAUUGCAAAGAAUGCCAUGAGAAAUAGUUCGCUUCAAUUGGCCGCAUUGGAGCAACAGAAAGCUGAUGAAAAAGUUAUGAAGCUGGCCGAAGAUCAGAAGAGGCAGAAGGAGGAACUUCAUAAUAGGAUAAUUCAAUUGGAGAAACAACUGGAUGCUAAACAAGCACUAGAAUUGGAAAUUGAACGAAUGAGAGGAACGUUAAAUGUGAUGAAGCACAUGGAAGGUGAUGAAGAUUGUGAAGUUCUACAAAAUAUGGACACAUUGAUUAAAGAUAUGAGGGAAAAGGAAGGGGAACUUGAAGAUUUAGAAGCAUUGAACCAAACACUAAUCAUUCGAGAGCGUAAAAGCAAUGAUGAGCUGCAGGAUGCUCGUAAGGAAUUAAUUAGUUUCUUGAAAGAGAUACCAGCCCGUGCUGAUAUUGGUGUUAAAAGAAUGGGAGAACUUGACAAUAGACCAUUUCUUGAAGCUAUGAAGAGAAAGUAUAAUGAUGAAGAAGCAGAGGACAGAGCUUCGGAACUUUGUUCACUAUGGGAGGAAUUUCUUAAGGAUCCGGACUGGCAUCCUUUCAGGGUUGUUACAGUUGGAGAGAAACAUCAGGAAGUAAUAAAUGAGGAAGACGAAAAAUUGGAAGGUCUGCAGAAAGAAUUGGGUGAUGAUGUGUACAAGGCAGUGACAUCAGCGUUAGUGGAGAUAAAUGAAUACAAUCCAAGUGGGAGGUAUAUCACCUCAGAGUUAUGGAAUUAUAAGGAAAGAAGGAAGGCACCACUGAAAGAAGGAGUGACAUUGUUACUAAAAUACUUUAAAGCGGCAGUGAAACGCUCGGGAGGAACAGUUUGAAGGAAGUGACGAUCUAUUGCCAAGAACCCAAUUUGGAGUUAUUUAACGCAAAAGCGGGAGACACAUGGCACGUUAGCUGCCGGGUGAUCUCACGAGAAUCAAGCCUUGAUUCACUGUUGUACACUAUUGAAUUCCUUGUUUGAAUUUAUGGAAUGAACUGUGUCUAUGCCAUUCUGCAGCCUGAAGCUGUUGAGGGAUAGCAUGAAGUUUGUUAAAUAAGAGACCAAUUUGGUCUUGUUUUAAAGCAUUCU